AUGCUUGCCUUUCCCAACGCCAACGAGGGCUUUCCCGAGUUAUCCGCCGCGACUUCUCAUCAAGUUACGGCUGAGGAACUAGUCACAGUUGUCGACUUUGGUGCUGAGGCAGUGAAAGAUUUUAUCGAGAAUAAAUAUCCUCCUCUUAUCCCUGGGGUUACUCGACAUGCAACAAACCACAUUGUUGACAGAGACAACGAAACUGGAGGAGUGGUUGUACGUUAUCACAUGGCGUUGGUUCGCCAGGCUUGGCCGGAAGAGGCUGGCAAGGUUACCACGAAGGACGCGUUCGAAGUCACCGGCUUGCCCGGGAUUUGGAUUUACUCUGCAGUAGUGGACAGACUGAGGAUGACGGAUGACGGAUGGAAGCUCUACUCAAGAGUCAAUGGGUCCACAGUGGUCAACAAAAGUCUUAAUCCUGGAGCUUCCGAAGCUUUUAAGAAAAAUGUGGACUAG
Molecule: messenger RNA, 456 nt
Organism: Colletotrichum destructivum
Lineage: Eukaryota; Fungi; Ascomycota; Sordariomycetes; Glomerellales; Glomerellaceae
Product: Putative NTF2-like domain superfamily protein
Exons: 2
Coding region: 1-456 (151 amino acids)
Source: RefSeq, a predicted model, not a curated record